Molecule: messenger RNA, 5380 nt
Organism: Schistocerca cancellata (South American locust)
Lineage: Eukaryota; Metazoa; Arthropoda; Insecta; Orthoptera; Acrididae
Gene: IntS3
Product: integrator complex subunit 3
Exons: 16
Coding region: 232-3480 (1082 amino acids)
Cellular component (GO): cytoplasm
Source: RefSeq, a predicted model, not a curated record
AUAUUCACAAUUCCAACACGUCUGUUGUGUGAUGGUGAUACACUGAUAAUUCCACGACUAUACGUCGCACUACUUCUCUUGGCUCAAGUAUAAGUUUACAAGCUGACAAGCUGAAUGUAUUCAUCCGCUAACCUCAGAACGCGUUUCGAGGGCAGGCAAAUGAUGUAGAAUGCAGAGACCGUACCUUAAUUGCUCGUAGCUGUGUAGACCCAGUGAUUCGUUUUUAAAAGCAUGGAGCAAACUAAACCGCUGCCGCAGAAGCUAUUCAUUUCUACUGUUUUGGAAAAUAAGGAUGAAUUAGAGGAGAAAUAUGAGAAGUGCUAUGCAUCACUGCAGUCACUGGUGUCUGGUCUUUCUGAGAAGGAGGCACAAAAUGCACUUAAUGCAGCUGUUUGCAAGGAUAAAGUACAUGAAGAGCUUUCUUUGGGCCUGCUGUAUGCAAUACUAACAGAACCUGAACGGGCACCUCGGUGGUAUCGUGAUCUUACUUUAGUUACCCGCGAUGGACUGGCACAUGUGCUUGCUAGUCUCACUCAUCUUGUUAUGGAACGAUACCUCAGACUUACUGAUAGAGCACGUUCCCAACUUUUGUGGCUCGUUCGAGAAAUGAUCCGUGCUUCUGUUGCUAAUGUGGACUCACUUUGUUGGAGCUUGCAGAGGCAUGCUGCAGGAGGAGAUGUCUCACCUCGUAACCUUGUUCUUGUUGAAGCUCUGCUUGAUCUCUACACCGAAAACAGGGCAUGGCUGGAUAAGUUUCCACUGCUGACUGCUGCUGCCGCUUACACAUUUUUGCGCCUUAUAGAGGACCAUUUCUCACCAUCACUGGCUGCCCUGCGGCAACGUGAAGUUACAUUCGUUGUGACAUUGAUACGAGAGCGUUUCUCGGAUUGCCUGGCCAUUGGCCGUGAUCUUGUACGAUUGCUUCAAAACGUUGCACGAAUUCCAGAAGUUGAGCAAUUGUGGAAGGAUAUUUUGCUGAACCCACGCUCUUUGUGCCCAACAUUCACAGGUGUCCUUCAGCUGCUACAGUCCAGGACUUCAAGGAGGUUUUUACAGUCUCGUCUUACACCUGAUAUGGAGAGAAAGCUGGUCUUCCUCACUUCACAAGUUAGAUUUGGUUAUCACAAACGGUAUCAAGAAUGGUUUCAAAGGCAGUACCUGGCAACACCUGAAUCACAGUCUUUACGCUGUGACCUUAUCCGAUUUAUUGUUGGUGUUAUUCAUCCGACAAAUGAAUUACUGUGUUCUGAUAUCAUACCACGAUGGGCUGUCAUUGGUUGGCUACUUACAACAUGCACAUCUGUUGUGACUGCUUCGAAUACGAAAUUGGCAUUAUUCUAUGACUGGUUGUUCUUUGAUUCGGACAAGGACAAUAUAAUGAAUAUAGAACCAGCAAUUUUGGUAAUGAACAACUCAAUGCGGUCCCAUCCAGCUGUAACUGCAACUCUACUUGACUUCCUGUGUAGGAUUGUGCCCAACUUUUAUCCUGCACUGGCAGAGAAAGUGCGUGCUGGCAUCUAUGCAUCCCUCCGUCAGAUCCUAGAUAAACGAGUACUGCCAUCAUUGUUUCCCUUGUUUGAUAACCCCAAACUGGAUGGAGAGCUGCGUGCUAUGGUCCACGAUGUCUUCAGGGAGUUCUGCCUGCCACCUUCUUCAGAAGGUAUUGGCUCAGAACGUUCCUUGUACUCUGUCUCUAGGCGUGCAUGGAUACAGCCAGGAGUCAAGUUAGAAGAUCCUGGAGUCAAUGUGAAGGAUGAGCCAGCUACCGUGACAGACCAGGAUACUAAUCACGAUGAUGCAGUGGAUGGUGAUGGGCCAACUGCUCCAGGUAGCGUCCAGCACAGCUCUGAACCAACCUUUAGUGAUGAUGAUGAGGAUCCACAGGGCUCUAGUUCUGCUCCAGUACUUACACCUGCCACAGUUCUCAGUCGUACACAUGCACCACGUCUGCACUCUCUGGACGAAGAAGAUGACGAUGACAUUCCCCUUGCAAAAGUUCGUCUCAAAGAGAAGCCAACUGCAGAUUCUGAUGCAGAUGCAGAUAUCAUUCAGCAGUUGGAUGGAGAUUUCCGGUUAGCUGUAGAGUCUCUACAUACCGAGACAGACAACGAAGCCAGAUGCCAGGCAAUGGAACGGUUGGUGCAGCUGAUAGUCCAGGAAGAUGACAUUGAUUCUGAAACCACAGCUGUUCUGGGGCAGUGUCUUGCUGUUGUAUUAAAAGAGCAAUUUGAAGGAACAGUUUUCCCUGAGGAAGUCAAUGAUGAGAACAUAGAGGACAGUAUUGGGAAGCCACUAUUUGUACUGUUACGGAAUCUUAUUCAGUUGCCUGAAGAUGAUAGCAGGCGGUUACCAUUGCUAGCAGUCCUUGCAGAACUGGCACCCCAAGCACAACGUGUUGGCUACUUACUCCUGUACUUCCUGAAGGCCUGCAAACUGAAUGACGGAAAGGCAUCAGUCUACAAGGAUUUCUGCCAGACCAUGGACAAAAAGCUUGAAGAUUGCCUCCUGGAAGAUCUUAGGUUAUGCCAGGAAGAAGAUGUGAGAUUACUUGUGUGGUUGCUGCCUGAGGUAUAUGCACAGUUUCCUGCAGUCGCCGUGGGCAAUGCUCAACUGCUGCAACUAGUUGUAUCUGCAGUAGAUGCCUUGCAGUUACAGGAACUUGUCUGUCAUAUUCUCCAAGGACGCCUCGUAAUGUUUCGACAUGAUGGAUUUCGUGCUCUUCUUUCUGCAUCACUUUCGUGGGAGACUUUCGAGCAGUACUGUUUGUGGCAGCUUGUAGCAGCACAUGGCAUUCCAGUGGAUUACAUACUACCCAUUCUGCCACGCCUGGAAUUCACAAGACACGCUGAGGCUUUGACUUCUAUUCUUUUAAUGCUGAAGCAAGAAAGGCCAACAGAAGAGCUCCUUCGAGUAAUUCUGUCAAGAGAAGUACGAGGUGGGGAUAUGUUUGUUGUGUCAGCAUUACGAUGUUGGUGCCGUGAGCACGAGGAAUUGCUAUGUCGUCUCGUUGCUCAGCUACUGACACCAGUUGGAGGAACAAAUUCAUCACCUGGGAAACGAAAACGUGGUGGUGGGAAUCAGCAACCAGGAGGAAAACCAUCGCCGAGUAGUGGUACCCCUCCUGUAGAGCAGGUACUCGGGCAUCUCGACCAUUUACGGCAAUCCUGCAAACAAAAUGGUUGCCGACUGUAUGGGUCAGAGGUGGUACAAAGAGCCCUGUUGCAGGCACAGUCCCAGUGCAGUGAUCCGCAGAGGAAACGUUUCUCUGACCUCUUUGCCCUUGCUGAAGUAGAGGAACUGGAACCCCGGGGUCGGAGAGGAGGUGGGGGAGGGGGUGGUCGUAAACCGAGAGGGAAAGGGAGGCAAGCAACUCGACCAUCUGAUUCCUCAGAAGAUUCUAGUGAGGAAGAGGAGGUGGUGAAGCCAAAGCAAGCGAAAAAGAGGAAAAAGACUAACCCAGUAGGCUCGGACAGUGACUGACCGCACAGUUAUGGUGAACAAAGUGUGUGGAGCUGGUGACAGAACCUCAAUGGUGCCCUUCUAUAUGACUGACAAAUUGGUGGCCAAACCAUAAAGUUAGUGUUGUCAAAGAAGGGCGUAUUAUUAUGACUUCAUAUUCUCUUGAUGGGCAUAGAUUUAUGGUGCUCUUCCUCUCCGAGUUGUUUUGCAGGGUAAACUUGAUCGUGUGUACAGUAACAUACUUUUGUAAAUAAAUGAACUGACCAUUUCGUGUGUCAGUGAAAACCCUCAUGUCUUAGUGUUGUUUUGGACCCAGACGGCAACAACAUUGACCCUUGUUUAUGUGUAACGUGCGAGUGAAAAACUGGAUUUGGUGUUCAGAGUGUUAACAGAUUUUAUAGUUACAAUUUAAUGACGGCAGAACGUUGGCAUGAAAAUAUUGCCACUCCAGAGGACACAUUCAUUCCUGCACCUUGUAGUGUUGUUCUACUAGGUGAACAUAGACUAUAUUUUAUGAAGAGUGGUUUAUUGUAUAUAUUUACAUUGUCAAGCACUCUUCUUAGAGUGGCUCAUUUCAUUGUCUGGAGUACGAUGCUGUUCAGUGUGCUGUUAAUUUUGACUGAAAACAUUUCAUCACGGAAACAAUAUAAGCUGUAAGUUUGAAACAUGUAUGUGAACAGUCACAAUUUGCAUGCAGCUAUUCCCUUUAGAUAAAUAAUCAUUACAAGUGCCUUGAUUGACAGAAUGUGGAAUAGCAUUUGGCAAGCUUUAAUAAAAGUAGCACCAUUUUAAAUUCAGAACUUGAGCUUCUGAAGAAAUUGCAAAUAUUUUUUUUAACAAUGUUAUUAUACGGGUGCAGUUCGCAUGGACUGCAAAGCAGUAAAUAAGAAUGCAUUAGUUUUUACUAGCGUGCUAGAUCCUGAUUUUUGCUGCUGCUAUAAAGAAUUUCUCCACGAUGUAGUUUAUAUUUAUUAAACAUUGCUGACAGGUAAGAGCUAAUAAUCUUAUGGAAAUGAGAUAAUUCAAGACUAUACUGUCUAGCAUUUUAUGAAGAAAAAUUAAACAUGCUGUCAGUAAGUGUUAUCUUGUCAGUAUGUUUCCAGAUAAAACCUCACAAACUGUGACUGGUUCCAAGGCUACAUAUGUACAUGUAUAUGUGCAGAAUUCUAUCUUUAUUUGGAAUAAAUAGAAGUAAACGUCGUAAGAGAAACUUAAAUUGUGAUAAAGAUGCAUGUAACAUUAAGACAGAGGAGUUACACAAGAGAAUCGUGCAUUCCACUGAAAUGUGAAUAAAAAUGAGAGGGCAUCAUCAUAAAAAAAUCAGUGCAACUUGUGUGCCUUCCCUGUUAAAACUGUCACUUAUCUGCACUGUGUUAGUUGUUGGAUAUUUCCUUAUGAACUCAUAGCAAGUGAGAUAAGAGAAUUGUAUAAAAUGAAGUUAUUCAGAUCAUACCGUGCAUUUAUAUGAUCUUACUACUUUGUUAACUUCUUUGCCGUGUGAAACUUGUAGCUCUAUUUAUUACAGUGUAAUUAUUGUAAAUAUUAACUUAGUAAGAGGAAAAAUUACAGUGAAAUUUUUCUUGUUCAAAUUGUACAGUACAUUUUCCACCUUGUCAUUAUUGUGAAAUUUUUGUAUUUGUGAUAUUUGUGAUGAAUCAAAAAUUAUCUUUGUAUUAAUGUUUCGUAUCGGACAACUGUUGAAAUGUAUAGUAAUUUUGUCAUACACGGACAGAUCACGAAUUUUAUCAUUUUUAAUAUGGCUGCAUUUGGCAGCCGAAAACUAGAGAGUUUUAAUUACCUCCUUAUUUUCAUUACUUUUGUGUAAAUAUAUUGUGAAUACAUUUGAAAUGUUGUGAAAAACUCCAUUUCGGCAUUCUGCACCUGUGAUACAGGUGUUAGAAGAUAAAAUAUUUUUUAAACA